GGGGAACUUGAAACUGUCUGAUUGGGCCAUCCAUGCAAGUUGCACAAAGGAAAAGUCAAGCAGCCUCUUGCAGGCAGGCAAACAGCAACAGUUUUUAGCUCACCGGGACCACUGCAUAAGUUUUAUCACUUAUUCCAUUAUUUACAGCCAAAAUACCGAUGUUACGGAAUAUAAAAAGUAUCUGUAAAUUGCAUUACUUUAUCAGGUUAAAUAGAGGAGAUUUUUUAUUGAUCAGCUCACAAUGAAAAUGGAUUUUCAAACGAGUUAUGCGACUUUUUUCGCACUGAUCAUGCCGUCAUUGAUGGUAUCAGCGCAAGGGGAUAAUGGCAUUGCUUUCCCGGACCACGGAUUUUGCCAGCCUAUUUCAAUCCCACUAUGCACGGACAUCGCCUACAAUCAAACUAUCAUGCCCAAUCUGGUGGGACAUUACAACCAAGAGGACGCAGGACUGGAGGUGCACCAGUUUUACCCCUUGGUAAAGGUACAGUGCUCGCCCGAACUUAAAUUCUUCCUAUGUUCAAUGUAUGCGCCUGUUUGUACAGUUUUGGAAAAGGCCAUUCCACCCUGUCGCUCAAUUUGCGAGAGGGCAAAGCACGGCUGCGAGGCGCUCAUGAAUAAAUUCGGGUUCCAAUGGCCAGAACGCCUCCGGUGCGAGAAUUUCCCCGUGCUUGGAGACGGGCACAUUUGCGUGGGUCAGAAUGAAUCUACUGCCACUGCCCCGCCCGUACACAUGCCAGUCCCUGGAACCCCUGGCGUCCAUGUCUACUCCACUUCAGACAGGCCUUUCCGCUGUCCAUCUGUGCUCAAAGUCCCCACUUAUCUGAAUUAUUCGUUUCUGGGGGAGCUGGAUUGUGGAGCACCAUGUGAACACUACAGGAGCAGUGGAGGCUACAUGUUCUUCAAUGAUAAAGAGAUUUAUUUUGCACGCAUAUGGAUCCUCAUCUGGUCGUCUCUGUGCUGUGCCUCCACCCUAUUCACCGUCACCACCUACCUAGUGGACAUGCAGCGCUUCAAGUACCCGGAGAGGCCCAUCAUCUUCCUUUCUGGCUGCUACACCAUGGUCUCCAUAGCCUAUAUCGCUGGCUACUUUCUGGGGGACAAGGUGGUGUGCAAUGACAGCUUCACCCCAGACGGAUAUAAGACCAUAGUCCAGGGGACCAAGAAGGAAGGCUGCACCAUCCUCUUCAUGAUGCUGUAUUUCUUCAGCAUGGCCAGCUCCAUCUGGUGGGUCAUCCUGUCUCUCACCUGGUUCCUGGCAGCGGGGAUGAAGUGGGGGCAUGAGGCUAUUGAGGCCAACUCCCAGUACUUCCACCUGGCAGCCUGGGCUGUGCCCGCCGUGAAGACCAUCAGCAUCCUGGCCAUGGGGCAGAUCGAGGGGGACGUGCUCAGUGGGGUGUGCUUUGUGGGCCUCAACAGCCUGAACCCCAUACGGGGCUUUGUCCUGGCCCCCCUCUUCAUCUACCUCUUCAUCGGUACCUCCUUCCUUCUGGCCGGCUUCGUGUCCCUGUUCCGCAUCCGCACCAUCAUGAAGCACGACGGCACCAAGACGGAGAAGCUGGAGCGCCUGAUGGUGCGCAUCGGGGUAUUCAGUGUGCUCUACACCGUCCCCGCCACCAUCGUCAUCGCCUGCUUCUUCUACGAGCAGGCCUUCCGCCACCACUGGGAGAGAAGCUGGGUCAGCCGUAACUGUAAAGGCUUAGCCAUCCCCUGCCCCAUGCAGUACACCCCCCGCAUGACCCCCGACUUCACCGUCUACAUGAUCAAGUACCUGAUGACCCUCAUAGUGGGCAUCACCUCCGGGUUCUGGAUCUGGUCUGGCAAGACACUCCAUUCCUGGCGCAAGUUCUAUACCAGACUCUCAAAUCGUAGGCAUGGAGAGACCACUGUCUAGGGAGGGAGGCCAAAACAUGGGACUUGUUUUUGGACAUUCUUUUGGAUGUUUUACAGUGUGUUUUUCUCCCUGCUAUUUGUUUACUCACUGUCAGAGACUCAGUGGUACUUUUAUACAUUGAUCAUCAGAUACUGUCAGUAUUUUUAUGGAACAUUGACAGAAUUUUUAAGAAGUCAAAUAUUGCAUGCCAAAAACAAGCAUUAAGAGUCCGGGGGCGGGGGUCUUGACCAAAGGACAAACUGUUGCUCACCUGAAGAAUGGCCAAUCCUCAGAAUGAACAAACAACAAAGAUGUUCAGUGGAUGCCAUGUGCUGAAGUGCUCUCUCUCUCUCUUCCCCCACUCUCUUCCUACUCCCUUUUUAAGUUAUCAGCCAUAAAAACUCUCCAGUGUGAGUGAGAAUCCAGCUGGGAAUACAGUGAGCGGGGGAAGGAAGGAGGCCUGAAAGGACUGGCUGCCAUUUUAAGACUUUAUUUUCACUCUGUGAACGUGUGAGAUGUAAUUAAAUGCAACUGUAAAUAGGAAUUGUAAAAUAUAAAAUUAUAUAUUUGUAUUUAAAGAACGGACAUGUUUUGUUUUGUCUUCCGACAGCCGUAGUGCCUGGUUAAUUCUAGCACCCCUUCUGAAAGGAGCCGUAGAUAUACACACUGUCUGUCUCUUAGUGCUGUUUUCACUGGCAGUAUGACACACACACAUUUGAAGUUUCUCCUGUCAAACCCAGAUCUGUAAUCAUUUUCCUUCUGAUGUAUCAGAUCAGGGAAGCUGGGUUGUAGUAAAGUCAGUCUUUGGCUGUGCACUUUCCCUACUUAGCCCUUCUCCUUCCUCUCGUCUCCCCCCCACCAAUUAAAUCCCUUGGAGCUGAGCUGAGCAGCAAGAGAAGCUGGGUGGUAGGGGUGAAGAGAAUGCUGUAAGGACACUGUGGUCAUGCCUCCAGGGUGGGAAAGCUAGCCCUAAUUGUCAGUACUACGCUGCAUUACCAAAAAGUAACACCAAAAAGAUCCACUUCUGGAGACUGUUGCUCAAACUGUUCAAAUAAAAAAACAAAGUAUUUUGAAAAACGGAAUCAAAGAAGAAUGUGGUAUUUUAAUGUUGUCACGUGAAAAGUGGUGUGAAUCUGGCAACCACUAAUUAACAAAUGUAUCUCACGUGAUUUGCUGGGGGGGGUUUGGGGAUGGGAAGGUGACGACAAAAUAAAAGCCACAUGAUUUGA
Salmo salar (Atlantic salmon) is the source of this 3099-nucleotide messenger RNA. RefSeq names its product frizzled-2. The record is from RefSeq and is a predicted model, not a curated record. Lineage: Eukaryota; Metazoa; Chordata; Actinopteri; Salmoniformes; Salmonidae. Gene Ontology annotation, molecular function: Wnt receptor activity; Wnt-protein binding. Gene Ontology annotation, cellular component: plasma membrane. Gene Ontology annotation, biological process: non-canonical Wnt signaling pathway; canonical Wnt signaling pathway.